GGGGCGUGGCAUAGCUAACGGUCAAUUUGAUGGGAACAGUGCAGCAUAAACUUCUAGUCUUUAAAGGAUGAAAGAAUAACCUUGGCGGUUCCCUGACUUCAACCAGUAGAUAAUCAUCCUUUUUGGAAACUCCUCCUCCCCUACGCCCCAUCUUUCACCUUCUCCGAGACAGUUGUCCUUUCAGUCAGCGCCAGAGUGACUCUCCUCAGCAUGCAUCCAACAACAGGACUGUGUUCCUCCACAGCCAGAGGGGAUUCAGUCACUUCAGCCCAGGCACUACAGUAGUCCAUAACCCCAAGGCUAAGCAAGGGAGGGGUGCAGCCCCAGUGGUACCUGAAGUAGACGCUGGAGUCUCUCUGAAGUGCUCUGUGGGGUCAAAGUGUGUGCUUCAUUUUUUAUGCCUGGUGUGAGCCAAACCUGGGUAAAGAUCAGGGAGACCUGAAGGCGAGAGAAGGAUGGUGAUGGGUCCACCUGAAGCCCUUUGGCUCCUCCAGCUGCUGUUCACUGUCUGCUCAUGUAAGGAUGAGUGUUCCCAUGUUAAAGAUUGGCGCGGUGCUCAGCACUAUGGCUAUGGUAACUAACUGGAUGUCCCAGACUCUGCCAUCCCUGGUUGGACUCAAUGGAACCGUAAUCUCCCCUGACGGCACACAUGAGCGGAUCGUCAGUGCUUUGCAUGAUUUAGCUUUCUGGCUCGAGAGGCAACUCACAGCUGCUGUGUGGCAAUACUUUGCAAGUUCAGCAAAGUGCAUGCAGUCUCAUGGUUUGUACCCGGGCUCAGAGGAGGGCUGGCAGGUGUACAGCACAGCUUCAGAUCCUGACGGCAGGUGUGUUUGCACGGUGGUCGCCCCUGCACGGAACCUCUGCAAACGAGACCCUCGGAGUCGACAACUACGCUUGCUGACUGAACAGGUUCAGAACGUGAGUCAGUCCAUGGAGGUGGUAGACCUGAGGACAUCCAGAGACCUGCAGUACGUCCGAGACUCUGAGCCCCUGCUGAGAGGAGUGGAUGGACGUUUACACACUUAUGUGGCCAACCCCCGCACUCUGACGGCUAAGGGCCUGCAGGAGUUAAAGGGUCAGAUGUCUCAGCUACGGCCUCUUCUGUCAGUGGUGGAGCAGUACAGAUUGGACCUGCAGACGUUGGCCACCCUUCGACUGGAGCUGCUCAACCUGUCAAUCAUCCUGACAGCUAUUCAGGAAGAGAUCGGAGCAUACGACUACGAGGAGCUUCAACAGAGGGUUUUACUGCUGGAGACCCGGCUACACAGCUGCAUGAACAAACUGGGUUGUGGGCGUCUGACAGUAGUUAGCAACCCGAUCACCGUGAGAGCCUCGGGGUCCCGUUUUGGCUCCUGGAUGACUGACGCCAUGAUUCCCAGCUCCGAUAGCAGGGUGUGGUCGAUGGAUGGCUACUAUAAGGGCAGACGUGUGUUGGAGUACAGAACUAUGGGGGAUUUCACCAAGGGGCAGAACUUUGUGCAGCAUCUGUUGCCCCACCCCUGGGCAGGAACCGGCCACGUGGUCUAUAAUGGGUCGCUCUACUACAACAAGCACCAGAGCAACAUCCUGGUUCAGUACCAUUUCCGUUCUCGUAGCGUGAUGGUCCAACGCAGCCUGAGUGGAGCGGGAUACAACAACACCUUCCCCUACAGCUGGGGAGGAUCCUCUGACAUUGAUCUCAUGGCUGAUGAGACAGGACUCUGGGCCGUCUACACCUCCAUCCAAAAUGCUGGAAACAUAAUGGUGAGUCGUCUGGACCCUCACUCGCUGGAAGUGCUCCAGAGCUGGGAUACGGGGUUUCCUAAACGCAGCGCAGGGGAAGCCUUCAUGAUCUGUGGCACCCUGUACGUCACCAACUCUCACCUGGCUGGAGCCAAGGUCCACUUCGCUUACCACACCAACUCCUCCACGUACGAAUACACCGACAUCCCCUUCCACAACCAGUACUCCCAUAUCAGCAUGAUGGACUACAACCCCAGAGAGAGAGCGCUGUACACCUGGAACAACGGACACCAGGUCCUCUACAAUGUCACACUGUUUCACGUCAUCCGGAGUGACGGAUAGAUCGACACGUAGAGAGUGGUAGAAAAAAAAAAGAGGGGGAGUUAAAGUAGAGAUGGAGGAGAUAAGUUGUAUAAGGGUACUGCAUCUUACAACACACACACACACAUACAAACACAAAAAUAACCAUUCACAUCAACAAGAAAAUGAGCACUGUCUGUGUUUGAAUUUGAAUGUUUUCUGGACUGCUAGAGCUCACAGAGCUAAUAACUAGACACAAUACACAGCUGUCGAACAUAAGUCUAAAGGUCACAGACAAGAGUAUUCAUCACGGCAGAGAUGAAAAUUAACUGCCUCUGCUACAGGGACGCUGAAAGAAGGAAGUCAAGACAGUUUGAGCUCAUCCAUAUUCUGUUGCAUUUCAUUCCACUCGUGUCUCAGAAGUGAUUUUUUGGAAGCUGAGGUUGAAUUGUCGAAAAACGCAGCACGUGAACUGAAUUUCAACUCUUCAAAACUCGACGACAGUGGAGACCUGACGGGAGAUAUUCUGGGUUUGUGAUGUGAUCGUGGACGUGUUCAGUCAGCAUGGUUGUUCAUUCAAUAAAACUUACUGUCAAACUUUA
Thunnus maccoyii (southern bluefin tuna) is the source of this 2624-nucleotide messenger RNA. Its product is annotated as noelin-2-like. The record is from RefSeq and is a predicted model, not a curated record. Gene Ontology annotation, biological process: signal transduction. The transcript has 11 exons. NCBI's taxonomy places the organism in Eukaryota, Metazoa, Chordata, Actinopteri, Scombriformes, Scombridae. The coding region runs from base 523 to 2064 and encodes 513 amino acids.